AUGAGCAUAUCCUCGAGUCAGUCUGGUACUGCACCACCACUGAGUGCAACAAAUCAACAGGAGACGACAGCUCCACCACAAUCAGCACCCUCCUCUCAGCCACCUCAACAACAACAACAACAACCCCAACAACAACAAUCAACAGAUUCACAACCAGAAACCAAGAAAGAAAACGUCGUUCCAAGGGAUGUCCGUCUUCUUCACUUAAUCUUCGCUACGCAAGGUAUCCAAAACUAUCAAGAACAUGUUCCACUCCAACUAAUGGAUUUCGCUCAUCGUUAUACCAAAUCAGUCCUUCGUGAUGCAUUAGUCUAUAAUGAUCAUGCAAAACCGGUAAAUGCUAAUACUAAUCUUAAUUCAAACUACAAUACCACCGUGAAUACCGAUGAUAUAAGAUUGGCGAUUGCCGCUAGGAGUAAUUAUCAAUUUAAGCCUACUGCUCCUAAGGCAUUAUUAUUGGAAUUGGCGCAAGAAAGGAAUUCAAGACCUUUGCCGGCAGUUAUUCCUCGUUGGGGGUUGAAUUUGCCCCCGGAAAAGUAUUGCUUGACUGCUAAGGAUUGGGAUAAUAUUGAUGAUGAACCUAGAGAUGGAGAUGAAGAAGGUAGUGGUGGUUCUGGGAAGAGUAAAAAAAUAAGAACAAGGUAG
Molecule: messenger RNA, 645 nt
Organism: Hemisphaericaspora subhashii
Lineage: Eukaryota; Fungi; Ascomycota; Pichiomycetes; Serinales; Debaryomycetaceae
Product: chromatin modification protein
Exons: 1
Coding region: 1-645 (214 amino acids)
Biological process (GO): DNA-templated transcription initiation; RNA polymerase II preinitiation complex assembly
Cellular component (GO): transcription factor TFIID complex; SAGA complex
Molecular function (GO): transcription coactivator activity; RNA polymerase II general transcription initiation factor activity; protein heterodimerization activity
Source: RefSeq, a predicted model, not a curated record